Molecule: messenger RNA, 567 nt
Organism: Bipolaris sorokiniana ND90Pr
Lineage: Eukaryota; Fungi; Ascomycota; Dothideomycetes; Pleosporales; Pleosporaceae
Exons: 1
Source: RefSeq, a predicted model, not a curated record
GCUUUCCUGUAUAUUUUGGUGUUCCUAAUAUGGAUAUACAUCGCGCGACUCAACUUCCUAACCCUCUCUCUACUCUAGGAUACGAGUACUAUACGCAACGCACGUACGUACGCACUAGUAAGCGCAAAAGCGCCCGAUACCCUACACCCCUCCUCUCCACUAAAGGCCCUUUCACACGAUUGCGUAUGCGACAUGCAUGCCUUUCCCCUACUAAGUGCUUCCCCGAACUCCUCCGUCAACAACCUACCCCAGCCACGCCAGUAGCCAAGCCAAGCCGGCCACAACCAACUGCUGGGCGAGUCGAUCUACUACCAUCGCACACCACUCUCCCUUUUUCGUUCCCCAGAGUUUCAGAGUGGAGAGUUGCACAUUCUCCGUGUUGUUUUGGAUUGCAAAUCCGAUUAGCGAGAUUAGGGUGGGUGGGGAAAGGUACCGGAAUUAAGCAAAUGUGGACUAGGGGAGAGAGGGAGAGGAGACGUAUAGUAGGCUUGGCUGAGAUUGGUUUAGGCGGGUUUUCUUUGACCGGCCUAGUGAGGGGGUAUCUGUGCUUAGGGUAAUUUAACGGGG